CUCCCCGUCAGUACUCCACACCUAAUAAUCUCUCCUUAUUUUGAGUUGGGCGAUGCGAAAAUUGAGGUGCAACAUCCAAAUUUCCAAAAAUAAAUUUCACAGAUGUGUCCGUAGACGUUUCAUGAAGGUUGGUUCUUGUCGACUAGGGUUUUUGGGAGCCGGGCAUGGCAGAUGAGGAAAAUGAAAGAAGACCUGCAACUAUGGAUCUGAAUCUUUGUCUUUGCCUUCCACGUUCUCGUCGCGGUCGCAUUCUUGAAUUGGGCUCCGAUCUGUCUUUAAGCCCGUUGCCACUGCCGGGUUCCUCUCAUUCCAGCGAAAGCCGUGCUCCUGAGGCAACCUCCGCGGAGAUGGAGGCGUCGGCAUCUCACGCUCCUCACUCCCCUUCCCAUGCUUUCAUUGCGGAAGCUGACGUUCCAUCAGCUGGUCCCUGGCAACCGGCUGUUGAAGAUACCAUUCCCCCUCGCUGUCUUGGUUAUGAACCUUACGAACCUACCUGUGCUCAGGAGACCGAAGGACCAAUCAUUCUAUAUUCUCCAUCAAACGCUCAGGUUUUGCAGACCGAUCAAGUGGUUGUUGAACCAGCGGAGAGAGAUGGGGAGUACGAUGCCUCAAUUGACGAUAUAUUGGGGCUCCGUUUCGUUGAUGAUAAUUCAGCUCGGGACGACGCUUCUCAAACGCCAUACUCCCCUUCGUAUAAUCCAACCUCAGCAGAUUCCCACGAUGAUGACGAAAAUUUUGAUACUAUCCUUUCUCUUCUAUCACAAAAUCGCAGUGAACUAUAUUCUAGAGCUGAUGGGUCCUCAUCACAGCAGGACCUGCUUCAGUGUCCUGAUCGGAUUCGAAGGUUGAUUGAAUCCCAUGGUUGGAGGGAAAGUUCUCUUAGGCAAUCGCUUUCACGCCGCUCUGAAAGAACAGAUUUUGCUCGACAUUCUUUACCUAGUCCCGAACAGUUGAUGCUAGAAAUAAUGAAUCCACAGCAGUCCUUAGCCACAACUGGGAAGCAGAAGGCUCCUGCUGAAGUUGCUACCUCAGAGAGCUCUGAGAAAGAAGCAGAGGAAAAAAAUAAAUGCGCAACUAACUUCGACUGUUAUAUCUGCUUUGAUAUAGCCAAGGAACCUGUUGUCACGUCAUGUGGCCAUCUCUUUUGCUGGCCUUGCUUAUAUCAAUGGCUUCAUGUCCAUUCUGACGAUAAGGAAUGUCCAGUUUGUAAGGGAGAGGUAAGUGAAGCUAUUGUAACUCCUAUAUAUGGGAGAGGGUGCUCGAGAUCUGAUAUUGAAAAUAAAGAUGAAGAAAACAGUGCAUCAGGCCUCUCAAUUCCUCCAAGGCCCCGUGGCAAUCGGCGUGAAAGUUGGAGGCAGCAUUUCUACUCAAUUUCGCAAAGAGUUGCAGAAGGAAUUACAUACUCUUGGACCAGUUUUCUAAAUUAUCAGAUACCCAUUAUGACUACGUCUGUGGUCAGAACAGUUGAGAGGGAAGGGGGGAUUACUUUAGGCGGAGCAAGCACUGCGGAAAGAAGAUUUCCAAGCGAUGUUGCAUCUGUUCUAAGAGAUGGCGGAACAGAGUCCAUUCACAAUGAAAUUGAUGCUUGUUUUCUUGCUAAUGAUAGUUUGAGUGCCAUGGAUUCUGAUAUUGGAAGAGCAAUUGAAAGAUUUAUAGAAAAUACCAAUUUCUAUGGAUCAUCCUCAUCUUUUAAUGCACUAGAUGCUGGGGCAAGAACGGCUGCUGAUCAGGCACCUGCUUCAAGUACCGUGGCAGUGAUAAGUGGUGAAAGCUCUGCUAGAGAUGCCUCAGCAGAACCUAACAACGCUGGAUCUUCUAGACCAUACAGAAGAAUAGAAGGAAGCAUUUCUUCUGGCUCUUCUGAUGAUGGAGGAAGCCUUCAUGCUUGCAAGAGGAGAAGGCUUCACUAAUCAUGUCUAUGUUUAUGUUCUAUUAUUUAUUUUGCAAUGUUCAUAGAUUUUGUUCUUAAAUUGUUUAUAGUGUCAGUGUUUUUCAUUGAAAAUCUUCUGUACUUAGCAACUCGUGACAUUUUAUCAAUUUUAAUGAGUUUUCUUGUAUUA
Molecule: messenger RNA, 2060 nt
Organism: Dendrobium catenatum
Lineage: Eukaryota; Viridiplantae; Streptophyta; Magnoliopsida; Asparagales; Orchidaceae
Exons: 1
Coding region: 165-1910 (581 amino acids)
Biological process (GO): ubiquitin-dependent protein catabolic process
Cellular component (GO): endoplasmic reticulum
Molecular function (GO): ubiquitin-like protein conjugating enzyme binding; ubiquitin protein ligase activity
Source: RefSeq, a predicted model, not a curated record